CUUGACUCUCUCCUGCUCUCUCUCUCUUGGAGAAAAUUGCACUCGUGUGUACAUUGGUGUGUGUCGAAUUGCCAUGGUAGAUUUAGACAAGAAGACGAAGAAGAACAACGGCAGCGUGAAGACGGUAACCAACGGCCAGACCAAUGCGCCGUCAUCGUCGUCGAACAUGAACGAUGCGAGUCGUCCCCCCGUUACGGAAGCUACCGUAGAUAGCACGGUGCGCAGUGUUUCGCGUUUGAUCCAAGCCUUAAUCUUCGCGGCUGUCCUUCAAGUACUCUACCGAGCGCUCGUGGAAGCCUACACGAUUCGAUUGCACGCCAUUAACGAAUACGGACGCGUCAUUCACGAGUUUGAUCCUUACUUCAACUACCGCGCUACGGAGUACCUGUACGAGCACGGAUGGCAAGCCUUCUGCACCUGGUUCGACUACCUUGUCUGGUAUCCUUUGGGUCGUCCCGUUGGUACCACAAUCUACCCCGGUAUGCAGGUCACCGCCGUCGCUUUGAAGAACUAUGUACUCACCGAUAUGUCCAUCAACGACAUUUGCUGCUUCAUCCCCGCCUGGUUCGGGGUCACAGCGACAAUGGCGGUCUUUGCGUUGUCUUUCGAGUGCACCCGAUCCACCGCACGCUACGACAUUGUACCGGCACAUCUCUUGCGCUCCAUUGGUGGCGGUUACGACAACGAAAGCAUCGCCAUGACGGCCAUGGUUCUGACGUUUGCCGUCUGGACGCGGGCCUUACGAGAUACUCCGGAAACGAACGGAUCCGGCUGGUUACCCGGGACCAUGCUGUGGGGUGCUUUGACCGGGGUAGCCUAUUUUUACAUGGUGGCAGCGUGGGGUGGCUACGUUUUUGUCCUGAACGUGAUCGGCGUGCACGCGUCGGUGUUGGUGCUGCUCGGACGCUAUUCAACCAAACUGCAUCGGGCCUACUCCUGCUUUUACGUGGUCGGUACCGCGCUGGCGAUUCAGGUACCCGUUGUGGGAUGGACGCCCCUCAAGAGCCUGGAGCAAAUGGGACCACUCGCGGCCUUUUUGGGAAUGCAACUCUUGGAAGUCUGUGCCGUCAUUCAGCGCAAGAACCCGGGCAUGUCCCAGAAAAAAAUCUGGAAGCUGCGGAUGCAGGUCUUUGGUGGCGCUGGAUUGAUUGGCGCGGCCCUUGUUUUUCUGCUCUUGCCAAACGGCUACUUUGGUCCGUUCAGCUCCCGGGUACGUGGACUCUUUGUGAAGCACACCAAGACUGGCAAUCCGCUGGUCGAUUCCGUUGCGGAACAUCAAGCCGCCUCUCCGGAAGCGUAUUUUCAAUAUCUACACAAGGUGUGCUACCUAGCUCCCGUUGGACUGCUCAUGGUUUGUUUGUUUUCCUUCAACGACUCGAGCUCGUUUUUGCUCGUGUACGGUGUGGCGGCGUACUUCUUUUCUCACAAGAUGGUCCGGCUUAUCUUGCUGACGGCGCCGAUUGCAUCCGUUACGGCUGGCAUUGCUUUGGGUAAAUUUGUCUCGUGGGCCCGGAAUACUAACGGAGAUGGAGAAGACGAUGUUGUAGCAGCGGGCCAACCCCUCUAUAUGCGCAUCGUUCGUUUGGCUAUCUUUGGCGCAGUCGCUUUCCAGUCCAUCCCCGAGUUCAAAAGCUUUUGGCAAAUUUCCCACGAAGUUGCGGUACAAGUCUCGCACCCGACAAUUAUACAAAAAGCACAGCGUAGGGAUACUGGAGAAACAAUCUUUAUCGACGACUACCGUCAGGCAUAUUUGUGGCUCAAGAACAAUACUCCGGAAGACGCCCGCAUUAUGGCUUGGUGGGAUUACGGGUACCAGAUAACCGGCAUCGGGAAUCGCACCACUAUUGCCGACGGAAACACUUGGAACCACGAGCACAUUGCCCUCUUGGGACGGACGUUAACGGCCCCAGAAAAGGAAGGUCACCGCAUUGCUCGCCAUCUCGCUGAUUAUGUUCUCGUUUGGGCCGGCGGCGGUGGCGACGACGUGGCGAAGUCUCCACACUUGCGACGCAUUGCCAAUUCGGUGUACCGUGGCUUGUGCCGAGAGCCGACUUGCCGAGACUUUGGCUUUCAAAGUAAGGGAAACCCGACCGCUGAUAUGCGAAAGAGUCUCUUGUACAAGCUGCACAGUCACAAUUUGGUCCCUGAUGUGCAGGCCGACCGAAAUCGAUUCCGUGAAGUUUUCACCAGUACAUACGGAAAGGUUCGAAUUUACAAAAUCUUGAGUGUUUCCAAGGAGAGCAAAGAUUGGGUUGCGAAUCCGGAAAAUCGAGUUUGUGAUGCCCCAGGUAGCUGGAUGUGCCGGGGGCAGUACCCACCGGCUCUCAAGAAAGUGUUGAGUGAAAAGAAAGAUUUCAAGCAGUUGGAAGACUUCAAUGCGAAGAGCGACCAUGACGAUUCGGACUAUCAACGUGAGUACAUGGAAAAUGUCAUGCACAAGAAGCAAGUCCCGCGUCCAAGAGACUCUAAGAGUGGGCAGGAACCAAAAGAACCAAAGGAGCAGCCCUCAGCGAGGCACGAAGUAGUUAAACUUUCCGAUGAAAAGAUUGAGGCCCUGAACCAAAAUUGGGAGAACAACGAGCGCACCACACUUAUGUGGGAAUUGAUAUCAGAAAAUCGCUUGAAUGAUAUGGUGCAACUAUUGUACGAAUCCCCUGAAUUGGUGCACCUCCGCAGUGCCGAUGGGCGUGGACCUAUGUUCUGGGCUCACGAGUAUGGCAGAUCGCAAUUCCUUCAAGUCUUUCGACAGCUAGGCGUUCGAGAAGACCGAAAGGAUGCUGUUGGAAAAACGGCUCUCGACAUGGCGUAGGUCCAACCAGUUAUAUGACUACACAUGGUUAAGAGCUUUACUAAAAUUAGCCACCGAUUUUGCAUUCGUCA
Phaeodactylum tricornutum CCAP 1055/1 is the source of this 2880-nucleotide messenger RNA. Its product is annotated as oligosaccharyl transferase. Bases 74 to 2809 code for a protein of 911 amino acids. The transcript is spliced from 5 exons. Gene Ontology annotation, cellular component: membrane. The record is from RefSeq and is a predicted model, not a curated record. Lineage: Eukaryota; Bacillariophyta; Bacillariophyceae; Surirellales; Neidiaceae. Gene Ontology annotation, molecular function: oligosaccharyl transferase activity.